AUGCCCAACCCAUCUGAAGUCAAACCGCCCAACAGCCUCACGAAACCCUCCACCAUGAAUGCCCUAAUUGUGACCGACAUAGGCAAGCCCGUCACACUGACAAAGUCUCGGGACAUUCCCACGCCAGGCCCAUCACAAGUCCAGAUCCAAGUAACCGUUGCCGGAGUGAACCCGCACGACCAGAAAUGUCGCGACGGGGGCUUCUUGAUCGCCGACAAACUACCUGCGGUAUUGGCCAUGGACGUGGUCGGCCGCGUCACGACGGUCGCUGAUGGCGUCACCAAGUACUCUGUCGGCGACCGCGUUGUCGCCCAAUCGAGCCUGGAAGCAGGAAACCCGCAGAACGGCCUGCAGCAGUACGCGGUGGUAGACGUGGAUCUGAGCGCCAGGAUCCCGGAUUCGGUGUCGGACGACGGCGCGGCGACUUUGCCGAGCAAUAUCAUCGCGCCGCUGGUCGCGUUGUUCAGCGCCGAUACUCUCGGGUUCCCUGCGCCGUGGACCAGCGCCGCCGCUGGGUUUGACUUUGCCGGGCAGACUCUCUUGGUCAUUGGCGGCGGCACGAGCUGUGGUAAGCUCGGUGUGCAGCUGGCGAAGUUGGCGGGUAUUGGACGGAUUGUCGUCGUUGGCGGAGACAAGGCAUUGCUGGCGUCAUAUGGUGCGACUCAUGUUGUGUCCCGGCACGGCGGCGAAGAGAAGGUCCUUGCCAGCAUCCGCGACGUCGUGGGUGAUGACCUCAUCUAUGCGUACGAUGCAUACAAUGUAGCGCCGAAUCAGCAUUUGGCGCUGAAUGCAUUGUCGAACACGAAGCGUGGUGUCCUGGCUCGUCUUCUGACUACGGGCGACCCCGACGCAGACAAGAUUCAUUCCAAGGCGCAGGGAUAUGAAGUCAGGAACGUCUAUGGGAGUUCACAUAUGUACAGGGAGCUUGCGGAGGCCUUUUGGACUCGUCUCCCAGAGUAUCUCGCGGAUGGACGGAUCAAGCCGUUGACAAGUUUUGAGGUUUUCGAACCGGGACUUGAUGCAGACAAGGUGAAUUAUGUUUUGGAUAGGUAUCGAGAUGGAGAGACGGUCGUGAAACCCCAUUUCCAUAUCUCCGUUGUUUGA
Exophiala bonariae is the source of this 1104-nucleotide messenger RNA. RefSeq lists its product as uncharacterized. Bases 1 to 1104 code for a protein of 367 amino acids. Gene Ontology annotation, molecular function: oxidoreductase activity, acting on NAD(P)H. The transcript has a single exon. The record is from RefSeq and is a predicted model, not a curated record. NCBI's taxonomy places the organism in Eukaryota, Fungi, Ascomycota, Eurotiomycetes, Chaetothyriales, Herpotrichiellaceae.